This is a messenger RNA of Stylophora pistillata, 5085 nucleotides long. RefSeq lists its product as uncharacterized. Gene Ontology annotation, molecular function: protein binding. Lineage: Eukaryota; Metazoa; Cnidaria; Anthozoa; Scleractinia; Pocilloporidae. The record is from RefSeq and is a predicted model, not a curated record.
AUGAUAAACAGCACACUAGAAAUUGUAAAAGCCAUCUGUAUUGGUCGCAUGGCCGCUGUCUUCCUUCGCAACACUGGUCGUGUGAUGAAAGCCAUCGAGUUAUGCCAGGAAUAUUUGAUUUUCCUAAACAGCCAAGCACUGAUUAAAGAUAUUCGAUUAGCCAACUUACUUUUCCGUGCUAUCUACCUCGUGAUGAUCAAUUCGUACGAAGCUAUGCAUGAGUAUGCAAUUGCCGAAAAAUACCUCAGGGAGCUACUUUUCAUGAACCAAACCUCGGAUGACACCGUCGAUAAAGGAUGGCUAAAUUUACGACUGGCACGUACACUUCGGGCACAAAAUAACUUACUUGAGGCCAGAAAACUUUAUGAAUCAGCAAUAAACAUUAUAAAAAGGAAUGACAAUACACGGACAAAAGUGCUUUUUUACGAAGAUAUGGGAACACUACUCCAUGACAUAGAAGAAUAUGACAAGUGUGAAACAUAUCUACUAAAAGCACUUGCUAUUUCAAAAGAAAUUUGCGACAGGGAUGGAGAAGCGGCAAGCUGCGGAAACCUCGGAACACUGUUCCAGUCGCUUGGUAAAUAUUACAAGGCCGGAGAAUAUCAAGAGAGAGCACUCGCUAUUAGAAAAGAAAUUGGCGACAGGAGAGGGGAAGCGACAAGCUACGGAAAUCUCGGAACAUUGUUCCAGUCGGUUGGCAAGUAUGACAAGGCCCGAGAAUAUCAAGAGAAAGCACUUAUUAUUAGAAGAGAAAUUAGCGACAGAAAAGGAGAAGCAACAAGCUACGGAAACCUCGGAACAACGUUCCAAUCGCUUGGUAUGUUUGACAAGGCCCGAGAAUGUCAGAAAAAAGCACUAGCUAUUAGAGUAGAAAUUGGCGACAAAAAAGGACAGGCAACAAGCAACGGAAAACUCGGAAUAUUGUUCCAUUCACUUUGUAAAUAUAACAAAGCCCGAGAAUGUCAGGAGAAAGCACUAGCUACGUACAUAGAAACUGGCGACAGAAAAGGAGAAGCAAACAGCCACAAAGACCUUGGGAUAUUGUUCCUAUCGCUCGGGAAUUAUGACCAAGCCCGAGAGCAUCUAGAGAAAGCACUCGCAAUCCAAUUAGAAAUUGGCGACAAAAAAGGAGAAGCAACUAGCUACGGCAACCUUGGAGCAUUGUUCCACGUCAAAGACAAUUAUGACAAGGCCCGGGAAUAUCAGGAGAAAGAACUAGCCAUCAGAACCGAAAUUCACGACAAAAAUGGAGAGGCAUUAUGUUAUGGAAGCUUAGGAUUACUGUUCCAGUCCCUUGGAAAAUACGAUAAGGCGCGAGAAAAUCAGGAAAGAGCACUUGCUAUUGCAAAAGAAAUUGGCGACAGAAAUUUAGAAGCAUCAAACUACGGAAACCUCGGAAGAUUGUUCCAGUUGCUUGGUAAAUAUGACAAGGCCCGAGAAUAUCAAGAGAAAGCACUCGCCCUUGGUAAAUAUGAUAAGGCCCAAGAAUAUCUGGAGAAAGCACUUGCUAUCAUUAGAGAGUUAGAUAGCAGCAACAGAAAUAAAGAAUCGACAAACUUGGGAAAGGUAGGAACAUUGUUCCAAGCACUUGGUAAAUAUGACAAGGCCCUAAAAGAUCAGGAGAAAGCGCUUGCUAUGAAAAUGGAAAUUGGCUACAGAAGACUAGAAGCAGUAUGUUAUGGAAACCUCGGAUUACUGUUCCAGUCCCUUGGAAGAUACGACAAUGCCCGAGAAAAUCAGGAAAGAGCACUUGCUAUUGCAAAAGAAAUUGGCGACAGAAAUUUAGAAGCAUCAAACUACGGAAACCUUGGAACAUUGCUCCAAUUGCAUGGUAUAUAUGACAAGGCCCAAGAAUAUCAGGAGAAAGCACUUGCUAUUAGAGGAGAAACUGGCGACAGAAAUGGAGAAGCAUCGAGCUACGGAAACAUGGGAACAUUGUUUCAAUUACUAGGUCGAUGCGACGAUGCCCGAAUAUAUCAGGAGAAAGCUCUUGCCAUUAGAUUAGAAAUUGGCGACAGAAAUGGAGAAGCAACAAGCUAUGGAAACCUGGGGACAUUGUUUCAAGCCCUUGGUGAGUAUGACAAAGCCCAAGAAAAUCUGGAGAAAGCACUCGCCAUCAAAUUAGAAAUUGGUGACAGAUAUGGAGAGGCAACUAUCUUGGAAAACCUCGGAACAUUGUUCCAGUUGCUUGGUAAAUGCCACAAGUCUCGAGAGUACCAGGAGAAAGCUCUCGCUAUUACAAUAGAACUUGGCAACAGAAAAGAAGAAGCAGUAUGCUAUGGAAACCUCGGAGCAUUAUUCCAUACCCUUGGUAGAUAUGACAAGGCCCAACAAUAUCAGGAGAAAGCACUUGCUAUCCGAUUAAAUAUUGGCGACAGAAAUGGAGAAGCAAAAAGCUACGGAAACCUAGGAAAGUUGUUCCAAUCGCUCGGUAAAUAUGACAAAGCCCGAGAGUAUCAGGAGAAAGCACUUGCUAUCACAAUAGCAAUUGGCGACAAAAAUGAAGAAGCAUCGAGCUACGGAAACCUGGGAACACUGUUGCAAUCACUAGGUAAAUAUGACAUGGCCCGGGAAUAUCAGACGAAAGCACUAGCUAUUAGAACUGAAAUUCGCGACAGAAAUGGAGAAGCAACAAGCUUGGGAAACCUCGGAAUACUGUUCCAAUCAAUUGGUAAAUUUGACAAGGCCCUAGAAUAUCAGGAGAAAGCACUAACCAUUGCAAAAAAUGUGGGCGACAGGGAUGGAGAAGCAGCAAUUUACGGAAACCUUGGAACAUUGUUCAAAACCCUUAGUAAAUUAGACAAGGCCCGAGAAUAUCAGGAAAAAGCACUCGCAAUCCGAUUAGAAAUUGGCAACAGAAAUGGAGAGGCCCGAGAAUAUCAAGAGAAAGCACUCGGUAUUAGGAAAGAAACUGGCGAUAGAAAUGGAGAAGCAUCGAGCUACGGAAAUCUUGGAACAUUGUUCCAGUCGGUUGGUAAAUAUGACAAGGCCCGAGAAUAUCAUGAGAAAGCGCUUAACAUCAGAACAGAAAUUGGCGACCUGAACGGAGAAGCAAAAUGCCUAGGAAACUUCGGAACAUUGUUUCAGACGCUUGGUGAAUUUGAAAAGGCUCAAGAAUUUCUCGAGAGAGCACUAAGUAUGUGUAAGAGAAUAGGCAACAGAAAAGAUGGGGCGACCAAUUAUGGAAACUUAGCAGCUCUGUUUAUUUCUCUCGGUAAAUACCGAAAGGCUGACGAGUAUUCAGAGAAAGCACUGGCAAUUAGAUUACAAAUUGGUGACAGAAGAGGAGAAGCAACAGAUUACGAACAUCUUGGUAGAAUUUCCCUUCAGUGUGGCUAUUAUGACAGGGCUCAAGAAUAUUUCAAGGAUGCCCUUGCAAUUCAAAUGGAAAUUGGCGAUAGAGAGGGAAUGUUAAACAGUUUCAUGGGUUUGGGAUUGUGUUUUCAAUCGCUUGAUGAAUAUGACGUGACCGAAGAAUACCUCAAGAAGGCUCUCCUUUUAAGCAGGGAUAUUGGAAACAACUUGAAAGAAUUUCACUGUCUUUGUUGUCUAACGAUAUUGAAGUCACUUCAAAAUAAAGUUAAAGAGGCCCUCUCGUGGUCUUUUCAAAGCAUAAAAAAAUUCGACACUCUGCGAGAUUUUCAGGAACGCAACGAUCAAUUUAAAACAUCCCUUUUAGAGGAGCACGGUGCUCCUUCCUACAGGUGGCUCAGUGUCACGCUUUCUUCUGCCGAUAAACCUAAAGACGCUAUCUAUGUCGAAGAGCUGAGACGGGCGAGAGGCUUGGCCGACUUGAUGGCAGCUCUGUACUCUAUUGAAGAACAGAUCUUAGGGAACCCACGAUCAUGGUGUGGCAUUUGUAAAAUUAUCACAAGAGAGUUAGACUGCGCAUGCCUGUACGUUUCGGUAGAGAAAGAAGAAGUUCGUUUUUGGAUUCUCAAAGCAACGGGAGCCAUUCAUUUUACCGAAAAGAAGGUGGACCUUGAAGCAAACGUGCUGACCGGAUUAGUGCCCGACUUAAACGAGUUUCUUAAAGAGAGCUUUCGAAGCCCUAACAGAAUUGACGACGUGAAUUGCAAAGAUCGAUAUCAAGAGGACACACAAUCAAUGUCACUUCGCCAUGGAAGCCGCCUGCCUCUGCGUGAUUAUGAUGCUAAAGAAAUCAAAGCGAAUCUUCAAUUAUGCUACGAGAUAAUCAUUUCUCCUGUGAUUGACUUGCUUAAGGAGCCCGAGAUUAUAAUUGUUCCCGAUUCUUGUAUGUACCAAAUACCAUUUGCAGCCCUAAUUGACGAAGGUGGCAAGUAUUUAUCAGAGAAAUUCCGACUCCGAAUCGUUCCGUCCUUGACGACUCUCAAGCGUAUCCAGGACAGUCCUCCAGACUAUCACAGUAAAACAGGUGCGCUGAUAGUGGGUGAUCCUGAAGUGGGAGAUGUGAUUUGUAAUGGAAGACGCAUGACAUUCACAGCAUUGCCAUGUGCAAGAAAGGAAGCAGAGAUGAUUGGAAGACUUUUUGGCGUAACACCUUUGAUUGGAGACUGUGCGAAGAAGCAAGCCGUUCUUCAAGCUAUAAAUUCGGUGAGUCUAAUUCAUCUCGCUGCCCAUGGUAAUGCCGAAAGAGGAGAGAUUGCUCUCUCUCCGAUGCGCCCAUCUCUCUCUAUUCCACGAGAAAAAGAUUACGUUUUAACGAUGGCGGACAUUUCAAAAAUCCAGCUACGGGCUAAACUGGUGGUACUUAGCUGUUGUCACAGCGGGCGUGGAGAGAUUAAAGCCGAAGGAAUUAUUGGAAUCGCUCGAGCCUUCUUAGGAUCGGGUGCGCGCUCCGUGUUAGCGGCGCGCUGGGCCCUGAACGACGUAGCCACGGAGCAGUUCAUGACUUGUUUCUACGAGCACCUGUUCCGUGGUGAUAGUGCCAGUGAAGCUCUUUACGAGGCCAGAAAGUGGAUGAGAAAUAACGGCUUUGACAAAGUUUCACAAUGGGCACCCUUCAUGCUCAUUGGUGACAACGUGAAAUUUAAUUUUGAACAGUGCCCACCGCAUCAUUAUUGCCAUGAGUCGAGUAAGCCUUCUGUAGAUGAAAUGGACUAA